AUGGAACUCAGAAAAUCGCAACCCCAAAAAGGGACCCCCGCACGACGACGUGCAAAACGGCCGGUUAACUCGCCUGCUCGCAAGACAUAUGCCUCCGAGAACGACAUGCCAAGUGAAGCGUCUCUGCCGAUCGAGCUCCCAGGGCCGUUUACGCCCCGGAAAUCGGCGUCAAACAGCCCGGCGCCCUCCUCUCAGACUGCCCACCCUAAACCCAAGCCCCGGAAUGGGAACAACACGAGGGUGAAGCAGGCCUCAUCGCCCCGGCCACCGAAGCACGGCCAAACUACCCCUCCACAAACAGCAGCAGUGCCCAAGGCGAUUCCUGUAUCUGCCUUUGCAGGCGCAACCUUCCACGCCUCUCCCGCGCCUUCCUCCCUUCCGAUCCCGAGCUUCCUCUCCAAGGGGCCCGGCUCCCCUUCGGCGAGGAAGGAUAUCGAUCGCAUCUGCGGCGAACCGUCACCCCCUGCCACAGACUCGGAGGCCCCCACGCCUCAGCACCGUCUUCUGAAGGCGGAGCCCACGCUGCAGGAAUCGCCUCUGGAUAUCUUCUUCCGUGCCGAUCGAGCUGAGAAAGAGCGGGCACGGAGGGCAAGCUCGGCCAACAUUCUCAGACCGCACCCAGUCCCGUUCUCUCCUCCCGCGCAGAUCCGUUCUCCCCAGGAGCCUAAGACCGUUCCUCGCGAGCUGUUCAGUUCGGGCAAUCGUCGACAUGGGCUGCAGCGCAAGUCUUCAACCGGUAUACCCGUUAGCGAGCUCGACGGCACUCCGGGCACAGCUGUGGGCCCGGCAUUCUCGAAGCCAUAUCAGGACCGUAUCCGAGCUGCCCGAUCCACCGAGAAGCGAGGCGAGCCGAUGAAAAAACCUGAGUCGUACGACCAAAACCCGGCCACGGUGGACGCGAGUGAGAGGCUGAAGCGGCUGCUGGCCAUCCGGUCGGUUUCGAACGGGCAGCAACCUCUUCAGGUGGCCGCGGUGUCUCGCGGGUUGGCCGAUCUGUCCCCACCCUUUGGGACCGGGUCUCAACCGGCGUCGGCGUCUUCCGCAUCGCAUGUUUCGGGGCCGGAGAGUCCCGAGUAUAGCCGCUCAUUCGUGUGCCCGCCGCCCCCCGAAGCUCGCUACAACUACACCGAAACUCCUCCGAGUAGCGGUAUCAGUCAGGCCGGCAACCGUUCGGUGAUAACAGAGCCGGUCGUCAGCCGCGCUCCCGAGAUCGUGCACAUGGAAGACAACCUGCGGCGCCUGCUAAAGCUGAACAUCGGGUCAAACCCGGCACUUCCGACCAGCUAUCAGAGCUCCUAA
Molecule: messenger RNA, 1299 nt
Organism: Chaetomium strumarium
Lineage: Eukaryota; Fungi; Ascomycota; Sordariomycetes; Sordariales; Chaetomiaceae
Exons: 2
Coding region: 1-1299 (432 amino acids)
Source: RefSeq, a predicted model, not a curated record